GUUUCGGAGGCAAAUAAAAAAACAGAAAGUAAUGGUAUAUAAACAAGUAUGAGAGGAUUAAAACGAGGAAAAGAAAGAAGAAACGACGACAACAAAGACGAUCAACACAAAACCCACAAACCCAAACAAUCAAUCUCAUCUCAUCUCAUCUCAUCUUCCCAACUUUCUUUCAAUUCCAUGGCUUCGGCUUCGGCUUCGGCUGUUCACUGAUCACUCUCGGCGGCGCCUCCUAAAUGUCUGUUAUCGAAACCCCCGCCGUCCACCACCGCAGCGGGGGCGCCACCGAUCAUCACCGUCAUCCCUCGAAGCGCAAAUUCGACGAUGAAGAGGACGAGGAUUUGUCAGACUUAGUCUGCGUGAGGAUGAGGAAGGACGAGGCGAAGGCGGUGAAUUCGUGGUCGGCCUCGGUGCCUCAGCGAUCGCACAUCCAGUUCUUCGUCCGCAUGAUGUCCGGCGGAAACACAAUCGUUAUGCAGGCUUUUCCCGAAGACAGCGUCAAAUCGAUUCACGAGCGUAUCCAGAGCAUGAAGGGAAUCCCAGUGUUCGAGCAGAGACUCAUCUACAGAGGAAAACAGCUUCAGUGGGAGCAGACUCUCUCCGAGUGUUCCAUCCAAAACGACGCCAAUCUCCAGCUCGUUGGCCGCAUGCGCAGCACUGAACAUCCUCAGGCUUGGCAGGUUAUAAACGACAUGGUUUCUCUAGUCUACCGUCUCUGCCGCGGCGAAACCCUUCACGAUGCUUCUAAGACUGUCAAGGGUUUAAUCACCAAUUACUUGAACAUGACUCCUAGAAUUGAUAACGAAUCUGCCUCUGGGUACUUUCAGAUUUUCAUGUCUUCCUCUGCUCCUGCUGUGCUUGUUAUGCUCUAUGUCUCCCCUUAUGCAGGUAACAAGGACUGUGCUGAUUCCUCUGUUAGGCAUUUUUUGAGUUCUUGCCGCAAUACCUUGUCCAAGGCAUUGCACGGGCAGUGCGCCCGUGUGGUGUUGGAGUUUUGUAAAUUGCUUAGGAGAGUGGGGUGUAAUGACCCUUUGUAUCUCUAUUGCCGGAGCACUUUUGGGUCCUUGUUGGAAACUUGUGGGAUUUCCUAUGCUGGUUCAGAUGAUGUUAAGGGGCUGGUUUUGAUUCAAGACAUUUUCCCCUUUGUUUGUGAGCUUGCCAAUAGCUUGUUGAGGGAUUUGGACUUGAGUAUGGAUUCCCCCAUGGCCGCCGGGCCUUUGUCGAACGAUGUUGGGGAUUUUAACGCCUUCUUACUACCUUUGAGGACUGGAAUUAAGGAGCAAAAAACUCUCAAGGAUUCUAUGGCUCAGGAAAAACGCCGUAAGGAUUUCUUGCUCGCUGAAGAGAUUGAGUAUCUUCAUCGGUUGUACAUUGAGUUAUUGAACAAAAUUGAUCAGUGCCUUCAAAAAAUGGGCCAAAGCUUAGCUGGCCAGAAAAUGGAAGGGGAUAGUCUUUAUCCGGCUUGGUCUCAUUAUCUUUCAAUCUUGAAGGAGUUGUAUCAAAUUUCUAAGCUUUAUGAUGGCGCUGAAGAAAAGCUUUGGAACGUUCUGGCGCGGCAAAGAAGUGUGCUCUGUCUGUUAAUUGUUCGAUAUGCGAAGCGAAGUGAUGAGCAUCAGUGGAUUCUUGAGCAUAGGUGUGUGACCAAUUUUGAAUCUAGGAGACAUUUGGCCAUGAUGAUGUUCCCGGAGGUGAAAGAAGAUUACGAGGAGUUGCACGAGAUGCUUAUUGACAGGUCUCAGUUAUUGACGGAAUCUUUUGAAUACAUAGCACGUGCUGAGCCUGAAGCUCUGCAUGCUGGCCUGUUUAUGGAAUUCAAAAAUGAAGAAGCUACUGGCCCAGGUGUACUAAGGGAGUGGUUUCUUCUGGUAUGUCAAGCAAUAUUCAAUCCACAAAAUGCUCUUUUUGUGGCAUGCCCAAAUGAUCAAAGGAGAUUUUUCCCUAAUCCUGCAUCCAAGGUACAUCCUCUGCACCUAGAGUACUUCAGCUUCGCUGGUCGAGUUAUUGCAUUAGCUUUGAUGCAUAGGGUGCAAGUGGGGAUUGUUUUUGAUCGUGUGUUUUUCUUGCAAUUGGCUGGAAACCACAUUACUUUAGAAGAUAUAAGGGAUGCAGAUCCUUAUCUUUAUAAUAGCUGCAAGCAAAUAUUGGAUAUGGAUGCUGAUUUCAUUGAUUCAGAUGCAUUAGGACUGACAUUUGUUAGAGAGGUGGAGGAAUUAGGACACAGGAAAGUGGUUGAGCUCUGCCCUGGCGGAAAGAACCUUGUAGUUAAUAGUAAGAACAGGGACAAGUAUGUUGAUCUUCUUAUACAGGAUCGCUUCGUAACAUCCAUAUCUGAGCAGGUAUUACAUUUUGCCAAAGGUUUUGCUGAUAUUCUUUCAAACACAAGCCUCCAGCAGUUCUUCUUCCAAGGUUUGGACCUUGAAGAUCUUGAUUGGAUGCUGCAUGGGAGUGAAGAUACCAUUUCUGUUGAAGAUUGGAAAGCACACACCGAGUACAAUGGCUAUAAAGAGACAGAUAUUCAGAUAACUUGGUUUUGGGAGAUUGUUGGGAGAAUGACGGCGGAUCAAAGAAAAGUUCUUCUAUUCUUUUGGACAUCUGUAAAAUAUUUACCGGUUGAAGGUUUCCGUGGUUUGGCUUCCCGUCUCUACAUAUACAAAUCCCUUGAACCUGGUGAUCACCUGCCUUCAUCUCACACAUGCUUUUUCCGGCUGUGUUUCCCAGCUUAUUCAUCUAUGUCUGUCAUGCAAGAUCGUCUCGAUGUCAUCACCCAAGAACAUGUUGGCUGCAGUUUUGGUACUUGGUGAAUACACCUGCAAUCUGGAUAGAAGUGGUUUUGGCUGCACAUAGAAUUAUCGUUGUACAGAUUAUAGGAGUAAUCCAUCCAUUCUCUAAUUGGAUAAUGUGACAAAAUUCACUACUUCUAUUUCUCAAUGUAGUCAAGGGUUGCAGUGGCAUUGGUCUUUGUCAAAUGUUUAUAUGGAUAAACUAUAAAUAAAACAGGAUUUAAAGAAAGAAAAUUCGAUCUCUCUAUGAUCUAGCAUUGCCGUUCUGGUAAUCGUGCUAAAAGAGCAACUCAUCUACUCAAUCAAUUGAGGAUUGAUCUUUUGCGGGCCUGCUGCUUCCUUGUUCGGUUGUUCUCUUCUCUCUCUUCACUGUAGAAACAACAACAUUUAAGCCAACCGUCUUCGUCUAUAUCGAGUAGUCUUUUUGUGGUUAUUAUUUUGUUAUGAAUUGUAUUUAUUUAGCUAUAACAGGUAAUGACUACCAUGUCAUGGUUUUGGUUAUCAUUGACUCGAAUCUUCAAAAAAAAGAGUAACUACAGGAUUUUUAGGGUCUUUUAGUUGCUGUAUAAUAACUUUGUGUCUUUCAUCA
This is a messenger RNA of Cajanus cajan (pigeon pea), 3366 nucleotides long. It is a transcript of the gene UPL5, whose product is annotated as ubiquitin protein ligase 5. Gene Ontology annotation, molecular function: ubiquitin protein ligase activity; protein binding. Gene Ontology annotation, cellular component: cytoplasm. Gene Ontology annotation, biological process: protein polyubiquitination; ubiquitin-dependent protein catabolic process. NCBI's taxonomy places the organism in Eukaryota, Viridiplantae, Streptophyta, Magnoliopsida, Fabales, Fabaceae. The record is from RefSeq and is a predicted model, not a curated record.